This is a messenger RNA of Amaranthus tricolor (Joseph's coat), 1555 nucleotides long. RefSeq names its product embryo-specific protein ATS3A-like. The transcript is spliced from 3 exons. The record is from RefSeq and is a predicted model, not a curated record. The coding region runs from base 207 to 716 and encodes 169 amino acids. Gene Ontology annotation, molecular function: protein binding. NCBI's taxonomy places the organism in Eukaryota, Viridiplantae, Streptophyta, Magnoliopsida, Caryophyllales, Amaranthaceae.
UACAAAUAAUUGUAAUUGAUUAAGCUGAUGCUGAAAAACGUGGUGCAAAGAAUCAACAAACAACAAUAAUGAAUGAUCUCUGUAAAUUAAUACCAAGACCUGUACCACCUUUCUGGCAUUGACACAUUUUAAUAAGAACUCCAUCUUUUUCUUAACCAUUACUCUCCUAAAUUUCUAGAUAGAUUUUCCCACUAAACCCAAAAACAAUGGUCAAACUUUUUUCAUCCCACAUUUUCUUAGCCCUUUUUUCAAUAAUUGUCUUCCAAGCUUCAUCUGAAUCUCUUCCUUCUGGUCAACCUACACUGCCUCUUCUAUCUCUAAGGAUCAAGCCUAAUCUGACUUCUGCUUCGACCUGCAAUUUUAAAGUUCAAAUAAGUACAAGUUGCUCUUCAGUCAAAUACACCAGAGAUCAAAUUAGUCUUUCUUUUGGGGAUGCUUAUGGAAAUCAGGUGUAUGUACCAAGGAUUGAUAAUCCAUCUUCUCGCGCUUUUGAAGCGUGCUCCACGGAUACAUUUGACAUAAAUGGUCCAUGUACAUACGAUGUAUGCUAUGUCUACCUGUACAGGCGAGGAAAUGAUGAAUGGAAUGUGAAGAAUGUUCGUAUUUCCAGCCGGUAUAUAAGGACUGUAACAUUCAAUUACAAUGCAUGGAUACCAAAGAAUAUUUGGUACGGCUUCAAUUACUGCAAUGGUGCAUUUGCCUCUUCGUUAAUGUAGAAGCAGCAAAGACGAAGAUGAAUAAAUGAGCUUUCGUGUUAUCUUUCAAGUACUCCUACUUUUAUGUUUCAUGUUACAGUUGUAUUGAAUUCUUUCUUGGCUACCUUAUUGGAAUGGAGAACCUAGCGAUUGUUAUAAUACAAUACAAUACAAAGCAUUAUACACUGCAUAUAAAUCGCUCUGUAUGUUCUCUUGAAUUUGCUACUUAACAUAAAUCGAUAUGUGUUUUUAAUUUGUAGUGUUGCAAAUGCACGGGGACAAAGGGAGUAAUUCAUAUGCGCUGCUGCAUUCUGCUUUGGUUCCUUUGAUUUAUAGGUUCCUUCCAUUGCUAUGCUUUGGAUUAAUGGCAAACAAAGGUAGCCCUUCUUAAUCGGCCUGCUUUAAUUUGAAAAUUCAGCUCAUUUUUUAUCAAGUGAGGUCUACAAUAGCAUAAAAACCAACACCAGCUAUACUCGGACUCUUCAUUUCAUUUCAAGUAUAUGUCUAAGCGACUCUUUCAUACGCUUGAUGCUUUAUUUUUUAUAAAUUGUUUCGAGCCUGAUUGUUUUUGAAUUACCAUGUCUUAUAUUGGCUACACAACUGCUGAAGUCCGAGUAUAUAUUAUUGGUUGUAUAUAAUAAUAUAAUGAUUGAUCUGUAGAAGAAGUUUAAUUUGCAAUUUUGGAAUCCCUGCAUGGAAAUGAACUAUGACGCUUGACCAAGGAAACCAUAGAAUGGCCUGGUCUCUGCUGCCAAUCCCAAGCUUCUUUCUAGAGAGCUAGUCUAAAUAAAAACGUUGAUUUGUAAUAUUGGCAAAUUUAUCCUUAUAUGGAAGAAUUUGAUAGGGGGCAUUUAUGAUUU